AUGACCGACCAAAUGACCGCCCCAGAUUCUAUUUUGGUCAGUGGCAUCACUUCCGAACCUGGCUUGAAUGGUCAAUACGUCUAUAAUGGAAGUUUUCGUGGUGGUAAACUGCAAUGGAUGAAACCCAUGUCGAGAUGUUACAUCCGAUUCAUUCGGGAUCGAUGGGAGCUAUAUGUCUCCCAUCAUCCAAGCGGGACGACUUACUUCUAUCAUCCAGACCAAUUUAUGGAGAUACCACCUACAUCUGGAUACAUACCCACCCCAUGCUCGGGCCCAGAUGAAGUACUAUCACUGGAAUACAAACACAAGGCACCACCGAUUUCAGAAUAUCUGUUAUAUACCAAUAAGGCCUGUCCAUUUGCCCAACAAGUACAUAUUGUGAUGCAAGAGCUUGGAAUCGACGAUGACUUGCUUCAAAAGGAACAAGAAACUCCCAGCCAACUGAAGCUGGUGGAACGCCAACUGGUGGACAUAUUCUCCAAGAAUGAUGUCGACUUCAUCAAUUCCUACUACAAGGCCUAUCCAUCAAAGACACAACGACCGCAGCUAUUCCCCUGCUUGUCGGUGUAUUGCCAGACAAUCAGCAUAUUUCUAUUGCCGACCCAAGUCGGAAUUUUUGUGCAUGCCGUCAAUAGGGAGAUCUUCCCAUGCAUCAACUCGAUAUUGAAUUCAUCGAGCCUGGAGAGAUUGGAAAGUGCCGUAGACAAACUAAUGGAAGCCUUGGGCUGUAUCGAGACGAUGCUGAAACGGUCUGAAAUGAAUAUGACUGAUAGUGACCCAAACGAGAAAUCCUACUUUCUGGGAACCGUCUUUUCACUGGCCGAAGCCAAGACUGCUCCUUGUUUCCAACGUUUGUUGCUAGUAUUACCCGGUUUACGACCUGAACUUGCUUCAGUAAAGUCACUGCGGCAGUUUGGCAAGGAUGAUGACCAACGAGAAGACGACACCAUACUCCUUGCCAUGAUCCAAACGAAAUAUCCGACAGUCGACAAGUGGCUUGGAUCCGUAUUCAAGCAGCCAAGUGUUGUGGCAACAUUGUACAAAGAGGAUGUGACAGAAGUGCUCAAGCGGGCUCGGGUCAGCAAAUUUGACAUGCCAGUCCAGAGUGAGAAACAAUCAUUCACAACCACAAAGAACAAAAUGGAAGAUCUAUUGCUGUCACGCAAGAUGACCAAUCCGUAA
Messenger RNA from Cylindrotheca closterium, 1182 nucleotides. NCBI's taxonomy places the organism in Eukaryota, Bacillariophyta, Bacillariophyceae, Bacillariales, Bacillariaceae. The record is from the annotation of a GenBank genome assembly.